Molecule: messenger RNA, 3409 nt
Organism: Sphaerodactylus townsendi
Lineage: Eukaryota; Metazoa; Chordata; Lepidosauria; Squamata; Sphaerodactylidae
Gene: INPP5E
Product: inositol polyphosphate-5-phosphatase E
Exons: 11
Coding region: 1178-2563 (461 amino acids)
Biological process (GO): phosphatidylinositol dephosphorylation
Molecular function (GO): inositol-polyphosphate 5-phosphatase activity
Source: RefSeq, a predicted model, not a curated record
GCCAGGGAGGGGCGAUGCAGGGGGUCGCGGAGGGCUGCGCUGGCCGGCCGGCAGACGCGGGCGGCCCUUCCAUGGCAGGGCCGUGGCGCGCGCGCGCCCCUGCGGGGGCUCCGUGAUUCUGCUCUCUCCGCGGCAAGCAGGUCUCUCAGGAGGCGGCGUGGAAGAAGCUUCCUGGCGAAGGGGGCCCCCGAAAGGCGGCGGCGGCGGCGGCCUUCCCAGCGGGCGCCAGGCAGGGAAGAGGAGGGCCGCAAAGGCCGGCCGGGCCCCUCCUUGGGCUGCGGGGGCGGGAGAGGCAGGUUGAGGACGCCCAAGGGGGAGGUUAGAAAGGGGCGCCUCCUCCCUCCGCGCCCCCGCUGCAGAGAGGCCUUGUGGAGGGAGGCGCCCAGGCAGGCCUCCUCCUUCGCCCGCUCUCCUGAGGGCGGCUUCAGCGGAGGAGGCGGGAAGGACGGGGCCGCGCCGCGGCAGUCCUGCCUGCCCGACCUGUAAGGCGCCGCUGAAUAGGCCCCGGCCAGAGAAGCCGCCAGGCCCGUCGCCGUCACGCGCUCACACGCCGCUUUGCGUGUCUGCCGGAACACAGGAGCGGAGGGCGCCGCCAGACCCGUCGCCUCAGGCAGCUGAUACCCUGACAUGAACCUCCCCCCUCACCCAAUGGAUUCUGCCGGUGAACAAUGCAUCCCCUUACUGCAAGUGCUGAGGGCAGGAUGCUGCAAAACCCACCCCAAAAGAGAACCAGUCACACUGCAAGAAAGGAAGCUGGAGACAGUGGGGUUCUUCCUUCUGAGGACCAGCAAGGCACUGAAUCCUCCUUUCUCAAUGAUACCCUGAGAUUCCCACCAGAAGGAUUCCAAGCCAGUAUGAAGUUUCACCUGUCGUUUACUCCGAAGCCUCCUCGGAAACCAAGGCUUGAGCGAACCUCCUCUCUUGAUGAACUGGUCUGGCAGAGGAGGCGGCUCUUCAGAAUGAGCCAAGACAGCUUGACUGAUGUUGCUGAGAUGGGCUCCUCCACCCGAUCCUUGCAGGAGAGUCCUCCUGGAGGGCUCAGACAAGCCUCCUGCAGCAGUCAGAACCAGGAGACUCUGCUGCACAGUUUGUGCAUCGCCUCUGAAACUCCUUCUGAGCCAAGGUAAGGCAAGUCCAGCCUAAACCUUCAUCUGAGAGGUCACAGGCAAAGCCUGUCAUGCCCCAGGUAACACCCACCCUUCCUCCUCCCUCCGUGGAACUUGAUGGCUCCUUCCCUGCUCUUAGGACAGCUAAUAGGAUUGACCUGGAUUGCGCAGAUUACAGGCCUUUUUCUUCCCACUUGUGCAAAAGGGCAGGCAGCAGCUGGAGCGACACCAAGCUGCACAGUCGAGGGAUGGUCUGCCACAACUGCUCCACAGCCUCCAUGAAGUCCACCUUCAGCUUUCUGACACCCCUCCGUGUCAGAGAUGUGCGUAGCAGAAGUUACUUGGAAGGCAGCCUGCUGGCCAAUGGUGCUUUACUGGGAGCAGAAGAGUUGGACCGAUAUUUCCCUCAUCGGAGUAUUGGGAUCUUUGUGGCCACAUGGAAUAUGCAGGGCCAAAAGGAGCUUCCUGAGCUGCUGGAUGAUUUGCUGCUGCCUGCAGACCCUGACUAUGCCCAGGACAUGUAUGUGAUAGGGAUCCAAGAAGGCUGUCCCGAUAGGCGAGAAUGGGAGAUCCGCCUGCAGGAGACUCUUGGCCCACAUUACGUUAUGCUGCAUGCAGCUGCCCAUGGAGUGCUUUACCUGUCGGUCUUCUUGCGCAGGGAUCUCAUCUGGUUCUGUUCAGAAGUGGAAUGUGCUACAGUGACUACUCGCAUCGUGUCCCAGAUCAAAACCAAGGGUGCCCUGGGAGUCUGCUUCACUUUCUUUGGCACAUCCUUCCUUUUCAUCACAUCCCAUUUCACAUCUGGAGAUGGCAAAGUGUAUGAGAGGGUGCUGGAUUACAACAAGACCAUACAGGCUCUUGCACUGCCUAAAACCAUUCCAGAUACCAACCCCUAUCGCUCCAGUCCAUCAGAUGUCACGACACGUUUCGAUGAUGUCUUCUGGUUCGGAGACUUCAAUUUCCGCCUGAAUGAAGAUCGGGAGGUGGUGGAGCAGAUCCUCAGCCAAGGCCUGGAAACAGACAUGUCAGAGUUGCUACGGCAUGACCAGCUACUGAAGGAAAUGGAUAAUGGGUCUAUUUUUAAGGGGUUUCAAGAGGCUCCCAUCCAUUUUUGUCCUUCCUACAAAUUUGACGUUGGCCAGGACACCUAUGACACUACCUCCAAGCAGAGGACCCCUUCAUACACGGAUCGAGUGAUCUUCCGAUGCCGUAAUAAGGGUGACAUUGAAGCUGUGAAAUAUUCUUCCUGCCUUGGGAUGAAAACAUCAGACCAUCGGCCUGUUUAUGGGUUAUUUUGUGUCAGAGUGAGACCUGGAAGGGACAACAUUCCCCUUGCUGCAGGGCAGUUUGACCGAGAGCUGUAUUUGAUUGGCAUCAAGAGGCGGAUCACAAGAGAACUUCAGGAGAAGCGGGCUCUAAAGGACCAGAAAGGCAGCACAGUCUGUUCUGUUUCCUGACCUCAAAAUGCCACUGGAAGAGGAUGUCCUGGUGUCCUGCCACCAACUCCAGUGAGCGCUGGCAACUUGUUUGGGGCUUGUGCAGCUGGGUCUUCCAGCUCAUCUUUGCACUGUGCUGCAGUGAUUGUGGGAAAUGAGAGCAUUUCCUUGCGUCGAGGGCAUCUGCCCAUUUGAAUAGGUUUGAUGUUCUAGCAGGGGGAUGUCAAAGGAUGGCCUGUCUGUUCCCUACGAGGGACACUGUUGUGGGCCAUUUUGGCUCCUUUGUGACCACCACUCUGGCCGUGGGCAGCCUUUGCAUUCAGAGGCAGAAGCACAGAACUUUCAGCAGGUGCCUUUUGGGAAUGGCAGCAAACAUUUAUUGAGCUUCCCCUUUUCCUGCUUUUGCAGCCACACAAGCCCCACAAGCAGGAGAAAAAGUGAAAUGGAUGCCAGCUUAAGUAUCUGGAGGACCUUUUUUGAAGGAAAAGUACGUUGGAGAAGAGCCCUGGGGAGGGAGACCCCAGAGAAGCCAGCUGCUGCACUUCAGCCCUCCCCAGGCUCCCAAAGACCCCCUCAAGUGCCUCCCUUGGUCCUGGAUGAGGACCAGCCAGGGACCAAGAGUCGUGGGCCACGUUGGCUUCCCUGGGACAGUUUGUUUUCAUUAGCAGCUCUGAAAGAUUCUGCCUGUCUCCUAUGGAAGCUGCCUCUUCCUGGCUGGCUUGUGCUGCUGAAGGGAUGCUUGCCUGGCAGGGUCCAAGAGAUGUUCAUGUUGAGUUUUGCCUUUUUCCCCAUGUUCAGCUACUUGCUGGUCUGGAUCAUGUUUGUGUCCAAAAUUCCUUUUAACAAAUAAAAGAACCAGAUCUUAAA